Molecule: messenger RNA, 1495 nt
Organism: Schistosoma turkestanicum
Lineage: Eukaryota; Metazoa; Platyhelminthes; Trematoda; Strigeidida; Schistosomatidae
Source: the annotation of a GenBank genome assembly
UUCAUGUACUACAGCUAACUAGUCAGAAUCAACUUUUUUUUUUAAUUACACUAUCAUGAUAAUUAUUGUAUAAAAUUAAUUAAUAUACAAUGAAAAUUUUACUAUUUUUAUUAAUGAAUAUUUCCAUUUCUGGAUUAAUAUUGCAAAUUUUAUUGAUUAAAAUAACUUUGCCUCAUACUAUCACUGCAUCACAUACUCAUUAUUAUAAUUUCAAAGUGUUACGAAUGCAAAUUUCCGAUCGUAAAUCAUUAAAUACAAUCAGUGAUUUAAGCCUUAACGAACCGGAAAACUAUGAUAUAUGGACAUUUCCGAGAUAUCAGAAUACUUCAAUGUACAUAUCGGUAUCACCUGUUGGAUUUCGAAAUCUUACAAACUAUUUAGAUCAUAUGAAGAUAUCUUAUGAAAUAAUAGUUAGUAAUUUACAAAAAGCAAUACUUGAUGAACAACGUGAGAAUCAUUUUAGAAGAGUAUCAAGUUUUUUAAGAACAGGACGAAGUAAACCAUAUUACAAAUCAUUUAAUGAGAUAGUUCAAUAUUUAGACCAGUUGAGUCGAACGCAUUCACAUAUGACAGUAGAAGAUUUUGGUUAUACAGCUGAAGGUCGACCAAUGAAGGGAGUUAAAAUAUCAACAGAUUCAACAAAGCCAAUCAUAUGGAUUGAUGCCGGUAUUCAUGCAAGAGAAUGGAUUGCACCAGCUACAGCAUUAAGUAUAAUCAAUAAGCUUAUGCGACCAUUAGGACAAACACUUUUAAAACAUUUUCAAUUCUACAUAGUUCCAGUUGUGAAUCCAGAUGGAUAUGAGUAUACACGAACAAAGUAUCGUUUAUGGCGUAAAAAUCGAGCUCAAACAGAAGGUGAAGUAUGCGUUGGAAUAGAUUUAAAUAGAAAUUUUCCAUUUCAAUGGGGUGUUGGCAAUGGUGCAUCACCACAUUCAUGCAGUGAUACUUAUCGUGGAAGUAAAGCAGCAUCAGAAUUAGAAACACAAAGUAUCAUUAGAAAAUUGAAUUCAUUACAAAAACAAAUAAUUUUAUAUUUGAGUUUACAUUCAUUUGGUCAGUAUAUCUUAACCCCGUUUGGAUUUUCACGUUAUAGUUAUCCACCAUAUUAUCAAAAAUUAAUGUCAAUGGGUAAAAAAGUUAAACAAAUGAUACAAAAUCGACAUGGUUAUGUUUAUCAAGUUGGUUCGUCAUCGGAACUUUUAUAUGAAGCAGCUGGUGCAACGGAUGAUUAUGUAGCUGGUGAAUUGAAAAUCCCCUAUGCAUAUACAAUUGAAUUAUGUGAUGAAGGACGUUAUGGAUUCCUUUUGCCUCCAUCUUAUAUUGGACAAGUUGGCCGGCAAUUGUGGACAGCGCUAACUGUACUAGCAAAUGAUAUCAUUCCUACAUGAAAAAAAACAACGUUUAUAUUGUAGUUUAUUUAUUAUUAAUCUAGUUUAUAAAAAAUAAUGCAUAGAUUAGAAAAUGGUUUAAUAAAUUUUUUUCAUUGAUCUUAAUA